Molecule: messenger RNA, 2271 nt
Organism: Argentina anserina (silverweed cinquefoil)
Lineage: Eukaryota; Viridiplantae; Streptophyta; Magnoliopsida; Rosales; Rosaceae
Product: protein NRT1/ PTR FAMILY 8.2-like
Exons: 5
Coding region: 282-2042 (586 amino acids)
Biological process (GO): transmembrane transport; oligopeptide transport
Cellular component (GO): membrane
Molecular function (GO): transmembrane transporter activity
Source: RefSeq, a predicted model, not a curated record
CUGAAACGGUUCACAUUGACUUCAACGAAGCUCCAACGAGAACAAGCCAAUUAUGACAUAGCUCCAUCCGAAGGCAGCUGGCUUUAUAAGCCUGAUUUGCCAAAGGAAAUGUUGCAGAUUUCAAUCAAGGAGCAAUAUAAUUUCGUUUCCGCUUCCUGCAGUCCAAAGAACAAGAACUGGUUCUUCUAUGCCUUUGGCCGGGUUGUAGUUGAUUUUCAAGUUUGCAGCUUUAUAAUCCGAAAAGUCAGGAGGACUUUGGGGAUUGACAGAGUCUUACAGCGAUGGGAGAAGAUGGUGUGUAUGCAAAAGAUGGGAGGGUUGAACCCAUUGCAGAAGAUGAUGAUGUGCACACCAAAGAUGGGACGGUGGAUUACAAAGGAAACCCGGCUAAUAAAAAAGUCACAGGAACCUGGAAAGCCUGCCCUUUUAUUUUAGGGAACGAGUGUUGUGAGAGAUUGGCCUAUUAUGGGAUGAGCUCAAAUCUGGUCAUUUAUUUCAAGACACGCCUGCACCAAACCAGUGCUAAAGCAGCUAAAAGCAACUCAAAUUGGAGCGGGACAUGUUACCUUAUGCCCUUGCUUGGAGCAUUUUUGGCUGAUGCAUAUUUGGGAAGAUAUAAGACUAUUGCCUCUUUCUCAAUCAUCUAUGUCAUUGGGAUGACGCUUUUAACAUUGUCAGCAUCAAUUCCUGGCAUGAAGCCAACUUGUGUUUCCAAAGAUGACUGCCAUGCAAACCGUGGACAAACUGCAGCAUGCUUCAUAGCACUUUACCUUAUAGCUUUGGGUACUGGUGGAAUUAAGCCUUGUGUCUCAUCAUAUGGAGCAGACCAGUUUGAUGAUGAUGAUGAGGUUGAGAAGAAACACAAGGGUUCUUUCUUCAACUGGUUCUAUUUUUCCAUCAAUGUGGGUGCAUUGAUUGCGAGUUCUGUGCUGGUGUGGAUUCAAAUGAACGAAGGUUGGUCGUGGGGUUUUGGUAUACCAGCAGUUGCCAUGGCAAUUGCUGUAGUAAGUUUCUUUUUAGGUACUCGGUUAUAUAGGAACCAGAAGCCAGGAGGUAGUCCGUUAACGCGAAUAAUUCAGGUGCUGGUGGCAUCUGUGAGAAAAUACAAAGUCAAAGUACCUGAAGACAAGUCCCUUUUGCAUGAAACCACUGAUGCAGAGUCCGCCAUCAUAGGAAGCCGCAAGCUGGAUCACACAAAUGAAUUCAGUUUCUUUGACAAAGCAGCUGUUGUGGAACCAACAGACAAUAUAAAGGACUCAAAAGACCCAUGGAGACUUGCAACGGUUACCCAAGUGGAGGAGUUGAAGUCGAUCAUAAGGUUACUUCCCGUUUGGGCCACUGGUAUUAUCUUUGCUGCAGUCUACAAUCAGAUGAGCAAUUUCUUCGUCUUGCAAGGCACCCUAAUGGAUCUUCAUGUCGGCAACUCCUCCUUUGAGAUUCCAGCAGCCUCCCUUUCAGUUUUUGACACUCUCAGUGUCAUCAUCUGGGUCCCAAUAUAUGACCAACUCAUUGUUCCAUUUGUAAGGAAGUUCACAGGCCACAGGAAUGGCCUAACUACACUGCAGAGAAUGGGAAUUGGUCUCUUCAUUUCUAUCUUCUCCAUGAUAUGUGCUGCAAUUUUGGAACUCGUCAGACUCAGAAAAGUUAAAGAUAACAACUACUAUGAUUAUGAACACAUGCCCAUGUCAGUUUUCUGGCAAUCGCCUCAGUAUUUCCUCAUAGGUGCUGCAGAAGUGUUCACUUUCAUUGGACAGUUGGAUUUCUUCUAUGAUCAAGCACCCGAUGCAAUGAGAAGCUUGUGUUCUGCUCUGUCUCUCUCCACUGUUGCACUAGGAAACUACUUCAACUCCCUGCUCGUGACCAUUGUUACCAGUGUGACUACAAAGCACAACAAGCCAGGGUGGAUACCAGACAAUCUGAAUUACGGCCACCUUGACUAUUUCUUCUGGAUGUUGGCACUGCUGAGUGUUCUCAACCUUGGAGCCUUCCUCUUGAUUUCCAAGUGGUACACGUACAAAAAGACAGUCGGAUCCAUCCGAUAAUGGCUAAGAAGAAAAUACUCUCUUCCUUACAGGCUUAUAUAUUAGCCUCUAGUCCUUUUCUUGGUGGUUUGAAUAUUGAAACACUUGUACAUGGUCUGUUACUCUGUUUAAGGAGCAUUUAGCUUGUGUUUGCAAUUCUGUAAGACAGCAUUGGUAAAAAGUUACUCAUAUGGUGGUGUUAAACAGUUUAUAAGUCAAGAAGAAGUGAGAUACAAGUUUGUUUGUUCAA